GUCUUUUUGAUGGAAUGAGCUCCAUCCCCCCAUCCCUCUUCCAAGAAGAGGGGUAUAUAUAAUGGGAGAGAUAGGGCUAGGGUUUACAUACAAAGACCAAUGGGCCGGCCCAACAGGCUCGGCCGCCCUAAAUAACUAAUUGAUAAACGACUAACAGGCCGAUCGCACAAACUGGACCUCCCCGACUAAUAUUAUACAAAGACCGGAUACCCCCUGUCCAGGGUAUCCAUCAUGAGUCCCCUACUUCUCGAGCCGAGAGGAACUCGAGGUGAAGCGGAAGUAGAACAAUAAUCCACCAUAGGACACCGUCUUCCUUGGUUUCUACGGCACUGCCAACUCGCUGUCCUGAGCACGGUGAAGUAAGGCAAACAAUGCCACAAGUCUGAAAUGUAAUGUCAACUUGCUGUCCGGAACGGCAAGGCAUGAAGAACUCAUCAUCUGCAUUCUGUUUGUCGUCUUCAGAAAUCCUCCCACAAUCCCGUCAAUGUGUUAUCCACCCCACGAGGGAUGCCUCAUUAAAAACUUGCCGAGGAAAAUACCCAUGAGGAUGGGAAAAAAUCCUCGGUCAAGAAAAGAGUACAUCUCGUCCCACAGAGUGGAUCAAGAAAACAUUGCUAGGGGGUGAGGUCUUCUGUGUGAAUCUCAAAAGAGGUGAUCUUCAAGUCCCCCGGACUCGUUGUCCGGAGUCGAGGGCUCUCCAGAUGUGAGAUGUAACAAUUACGAGCCGAGCACCCGAAGUCCCCCACUCCCUAAGCCGAAGAAGAAUUCCGAGGUGAAGGGGAGUAGUGUCCAUGCUCGGCUCCGGUGGGGUUCUUUGGCUCCCUCACGAGAUGGCCGAGGCCGAGGCCGAUCUUGAGUGCCUCACAAAGUGGUUGAGGCCGAGCUCGAGUGCUCCACGAGGUGGUCGAGGCCGAGCUCGAGUGGUUGAAGGCCGAGCUCGAGUGCUCCACAAGGUGGUCCAGUCCGAGCUUGAUCUUCUCAUCCUUCUAACCUGCAAAAUAAGUUCAAAAAAGAACACAAGGCGCUCGCGGGCUCAGGUGGACUGAUCACCACGCGGCCGAGAAGAGUAAGUCAACGUAUGAGUUGGGUCCAAUGUUUUGGACAAAAGAUAGACCUUAUCAGCGAAGAGUGCCGAUCGUGUAGUAGUCUGGUCUAGAACAAAUCUUGGCGUCAUCCUUAGUGAGACGGGGGUCUUCAAAUGAGAGCUGCUAGGGUAAGUGAGAUAGGCACAAAGGAUGCACCCCUCGCCUUAGAUCCGAGAGCAAAUAUUUCACGUCAUGGAAGACGGAUAUAUAGGAGUGCGUCGAGAUGGACGACUUACCUCGGCCUCGCGAAUAAUAUCGUCGCGGACAAUUUGGAGUGCCUCGCGGGGAGGGCUUACCUCGGCCUCGUGGAAGAGGAACUAAAAUCACGUUGUGGGAGACGGAUGGGAGUGCGUCGUGGUGGACGUCUUACCUCGGCCUCGUGGAAGAGGAAAUGAGAUCGCAUCGUGGAAGACGGAUGGGAGUGCGUCGCGAUGGACGUCUUACCUCGGCCUCACGAUAAUAUCGUCGCGGACGAUCUUCAACACCUCGUAGAGAGGUUUUACCCGGCCUCGCUAAGGAAUGACUAAAUGAGUUGGAUCUGAGCCAUGCCUUGAGGCAGGUCGCUGGCCUGUGUGGGGUGCGAGAUUAAGCUUUGCACCCGUCCCACAUCAGGGCUUAAAGUGUUGAACACAAAGUGUAAUACCAUCGUCCAAGUGAGGUCCGAUCACAUGUGGUGGACAAGAGCCGACAUAUCGACAGGAGGAACCAGUUCGGCGCAUCGAGCAAGACUGCACACUUGUCGGAUUGACAAUUGAAUCACGCCGACGUUGAUGUCUACAGGGUACGCCUGCACAGCGAGAAACAUCACCGGAAGGAUGGAGGUGGGUCAUUGCCAGUCGGUCUGAACUGGUGUCAGAGUCGAGCUACUAGGUCGUCGGCUGCACCGGUUUGCUAUUGCGGCAGUUGGCUGAUCUGUCGUCAGAGACUUGCAGCCGCUGCACUCGCUAGAGUGAAGGUGUCGCUGGAAUUUGAACGAAGCAGAGGAAUGGCUGUUGUAAAACCCAAAGCCACCGACCCGUCGCUGGUGGAAGGAGCACCGUCUGGGUCAGGUCGUUAUUUGACCCGUCCAAGUUUUUUAGAUCUACAAUCUAUUUAUCUCACCUAUCGGUAUUCUCUCGUUGUCGCGCUGUUUGCCCGAAUCUGAGGUUGGAGUGUCGCCUGGAGCCUGACGCAGAGGACACAAACGGACUAAGGCUUCGCCGCCGGUGCUCAGGGGCUUAGGACGGAGCAGUGCGCCGGCGUCCAUGGAGAAUACCUUACCCGCAUCGAUGUUCGGUGAAGCGUUCGUCUGGAACUCCGGGGCUUAGAGCGGCGCUGUACGCCGGCGUCAAUGACCCCGUCAGGCGAUGUGGCGAGACAGGGUCCUCCCAGAUCCGGUUACAACCUUCUUCCUUAUGGAUUUCUUUUUUCAAAGAAAUCCAAAUUUGUGUAGCCUCAUAGUGAAAAUGGGAGGAUUCGAUUCCCCAAAGAGGGAUGAAUCUCCUGGCUGGAAAAAAAAUGACAGAAUCGAAGCCAUUUUUUUCAAAAAACAAAAUUGUGAGCACGCUUGAUGUGUCCGACACUCUCAACGAGAGCACCAAUGUUGGGUUAAGGAACCCGAGGGCCUAGGUAACUAGGCGAAA
Molecule: messenger RNA, 2707 nt
Organism: Cuscuta campestris
Lineage: Eukaryota; Viridiplantae; Streptophyta; Magnoliopsida; Solanales; Convolvulaceae
Source: the annotation of a GenBank genome assembly